Vitis vinifera (wine grape) is the source of this 1281-nucleotide messenger RNA. RefSeq names its product disease resistance protein RUN1-like. Gene Ontology annotation, biological process: defense response; signal transduction. Lineage: Eukaryota; Viridiplantae; Streptophyta; Magnoliopsida; Vitales; Vitaceae. The record is from RefSeq and is a predicted model, not a curated record. The transcript is spliced from 4 exons. Bases 1 to 1281 code for a protein of 426 amino acids.
AUGGAUCGACGAAGGGCAUCUUCUACUUGUACUUCUACUGGUUCAUGGGAUUAUGAAGUUUUCUUGAGCUUUAAGGGUGAAGAUACCAGAUACAAUUUCACAGAUCAUCUCUAUGCAGCUUUGUAUCAGAAAGGGAUUCGUACCUUUAGAUUGGAUGAGAUCAGGGGAGAAGAGGUUGCAUCAGCUCUUUUUAAAGCUAUUGAGAAGUCAAGGUGCAUCCUUGUGGUUCUCUCAAAAUACUUUGCCCACUCCGGAUGGUUUUUGGACGAAUUGGUGAAGAUCAUGGAGUACAGGAACCAAAAUGGAAAAGUAAUUCUUCCAGUUUUCUAUCAUGUGGAUCCUUCCGAUGUGCGAAAGGAGGAAGGGUGGCCUGAGGCGGAUUAUAUUGAAGAUAUUACUCGUGUUAUUUUGAUGAGAUUUAGUCAUAAACUCUUACAUGUUGACAAGAACCUCAUUGCGAUGGAUUAUCAUUUGGAAGAAAUGGAAGAAAUUUUUCCAUGGAUGAUGGAUUCAAUAUCAAAUGAUGUUCGCAUGGUUGGGAUCUAUGGACUUGGAGGAAUUGACCCUUGGAAUGAGGAUGAAGAUUGGUUCUUCGAUGACGAAGAUUCUGAUACAGAAGAGAAAAAAGAAUCUCUUCUUACCAAACGUCAAGGAAAAGGUGCUGAUUUUGUUCGUGCAGUACAGGAGAUUGUUGAUAGUUAUGAGGAGUUGAAGAAACAGGAUCAAGUUGAUGAUUUUAACUCUGCCAAUGAUGUUGUUGUGACAAAUAGUGAGAAUUUAGUGGACUCAUCAUCUAAUUCUGGGUUGAAGGAUCAGCCUGAAGCCCCCACAGUAGCAGUCAAUUCAAGAUUAAAAACUUCAUAUUCUGCCGAGGAUAGAAGUGAACCAAAGCUACUUGAGAAAGUCCAGAAUGAGUUGCUGUCGGUAUUUGCCAACCAACUGCUUGAGAAGGAGCACUCUGGGUGCCAUGUGUUGCUUAGAGAUGACAAGAUAUUCCUAGAUGUUGCUUGCUUCUUUAAUGGAGAGGAUAAAGAUUCUGUUACUAGAAUCCUAGAGGCUUGUAACUUCUAUGCAGAGAGUGGAAUACGAGUCCUUGGUGAUAAGUGCCUCAUAAGUAUUGUAGACAACAAGAUAUGGAUGCAUGAUUUGUUACAACAAAUGGGGCAAGACAUUGUUGGACAAGAAUUUCCUGAAGAACUUGGAAAAUGGAGUAGAUUGUGCUAUCCUGAUGUUGUAAGUCGUGCAUUAACAAGAAAAAUGGUAAGAGCAAACUGCAAAUGA